Molecule: messenger RNA, 498 nt
Organism: Cladophialophora carrionii CBS 160.54
Lineage: Eukaryota; Fungi; Ascomycota; Eurotiomycetes; Chaetothyriales; Herpotrichiellaceae
Exons: 1
Coding region: 1-498 (165 amino acids)
Biological process (GO): regulation of transcription by RNA polymerase II
Molecular function (GO): DNA-binding transcription factor activity, RNA polymerase II-specific; RNA polymerase II cis-regulatory region sequence-specific DNA binding; protein dimerization activity
Source: RefSeq, a predicted model, not a curated record
AUGUCGAAUCAAAAUGCUUCAGAGUCCGAGGGGUCCUCGUCAGCGUCGUCGCCAACAUCAGAGACCAAGCCACAAAUGGUUUCCAAAUCCAGCUCAUCAAAGAAAGCCAAUAGAGUUUCCAAACCGCGCUUGACAGCAUCACAAAAGAAUUUCAACCACAAAGACGCCGAAAACAAAAGGCGCACCGCCAUCAGAGAACGCUUCACUGAACUCUCAAACCUCGUACCGGGAGCCCUUGGCCACGAGAGGAGUGAGCAGGUGAUGCUGGGAAAGUCCACUGACUAUUUAAGGGAGAUGCUACUGGAGCAAAGGCGGCUAGAGGAGAUGGCCCAGAAGCAGGGCAUCACUAUUGACUCUGGAGAGCCAAUUAGGGAGGAUGACUUUGGGGGUCCGAAAUGGAAAGCCAAUAACAUGAAGCAGUACGAGGCCAGCAAGCAGAAGAAAGAUGGCGAUGAGUCCCAUCAAGCCAACGACCAAGGAGAUGAGGAGAACGACUGA